CGUUGGUGAACCAAGUCCGGGGCCCCACGCAACUGCGUGGUGGGUAAAACCGCUACUGGCGCUGUUUCAAGUCGGAUAAAAUUUCUAACCGACAUGCACUGCUUCAAGUUCAGCGCCUAUCGGUCUGCGCAGCGCUGCAUGAAGUCGAACACACCUAAUGAAACUCCGCACCAACAAGCGAACACGCACGCGCACGCACACACACUCCCUCAUGGCAUUCUCAGAUCAGUCGGUCAGUUUGUUGGAGUCUUGUCUGUUCUCAAUGAGCGGCGAAACUAUGAACACACAGAUUAUUUUCUAACAGCCUGCGCAGAGCGUCUCGUUUGAACGAUUUUGAGAUGAAGAAGGACAUUGAUACACUUAUAGCUGAAGAACGGGCUGAGAUCAUCGCAAAAUAUGAGAAGGGCAGGCAGGAGGGUGUGCAUAUUAACUCUUGGGAGGAUGUCGACUACAGCAUCUGCAGGGUUACGGACCGCUUCGGUUUCCUGCAUGAAGAGGAACUGCCGACACCAACCGCAGUGGAGGAGAAGUACAAGCUCUUGGAGAUCAAAAGAGAGCAGAAAUGGCUUAAAAUGUUGAAAAAGUUUGAAAAGUACCACAACAGUGAAAAGUUGAUGAAGCGGGUGUACAAGGGGAUUCCCAUGAAGCUGCGCGGGGAAACCUGGGCUCUGCUGCUCGACGUGGACAAGUUGAAGCAGGCCAACUUCAGGAAGUACGAGAAAAUGAAAGAGCAAGCCAAAAAGUACUCAACAGAAAUUAAGCAGAUAGAUCUUGAUGUCAACAGGACCUUUAGAAACCAUAUCAUGUUCAUGGAGCGCUUUGGGGUCAAACAGCAAGCCCUGUUCCAUGUGCUGGCAGCUUAUUCCGUCUACAACAUGGAAGUAAGCUACUGUCAGGGAAUGAGUCAGAUUGCCGCCAUUUUACUUAUGUACAUGAAUGAGGAAGAUGCGUUCUGGGCCUUAUCACAACUGCUGACCAAUAAGAAACAUGCCAUGCACGGGUUCUUCAUCCCAGGGUUUCCCAAACUCCUGCGUUUUCAGUCUCAUCAUGACCAAAUACUGUCCAAACUCCUCCCCAAACUGAAGAAACACAUGGAUAAGGAACAGAUGUCCACUGGUAUCUACUCGACCAAAUGGUUCCUCCAAUGUUUCAUUGACAGGACACCCUUCACACUCACUCUGCGUCUAUGGGACAUCUACAUAUUAGAGGGAGAAAAAGUCCUCACCGCCAUGGCCUAUACUCUACUCAAACUGCACAAAAAACAUCUUCUGAAGAUGUCUCUUGAGGACCUCAGGGAGUUUCUGCAGGAGAGUAUUGCUUCGUCCUUCAAUGUGAGCGAUGAUGUUGUCAUUGAGGAACUGCAGUCGUCUAUGUCCGAGCUCCGCAGGAUGAAACUCGAUCUCCCUCCUUCAGCCAAGGGAGAUGAGUUGCCAAAGAUGCCUCUGGGCCAAGAGCGUCCAAUAGUGCUGAUGCCAGUUAUCCAAACUGAGUGCAUAUCUAUACCACCACCAGCCACACACAACAACCCAACCUCAUUUAAACCACACACGGAGGACACCACCAACAACAACCAGAGCAGCGAUAAACUUACCCCGUCCAUUACCUCAUCGUCCCCUCUACCAAAGCACACCCAAUCUUUCAACCCUUCAUUGUCACAAGCUACACCUGAAGACACAAUGACCACAAUGAAGAAUCAAUACAGUGCCCCUGAACAAAGACCAAAUAUUCUACACCUCCCAGAACCUGCACCAGGGGAUACACUUUCUUUGAAAGAUGGAUGUGUCAGUAGAUCUCUAUCAGCUGUGCCUGAUGAGUGGCCUCCAACCUACCAGGCACCCAUAACAGAUUCUUCCAGUAUGAACUCUUUGAAUCUCCCAGAAUUGCUGCCACCACCACCUCUUCCCUGCAUCAAACAAGCAGUUGAGCUUUCAUCUCUAGAGGAGGAUGUCCUGUUUAACCUUCCUCCACCACCUCCGCCAAUUGCCGAACCUCUGAAUCUUAUCUUAGAAGAUCCAUCUUCAUCGCCCUCCUCUUAUAGAGCCCAUCGGCAGCUAAGCAAGUUUCCCGUGAACUUGUAUGUUCCUCCAUCCUCAAAUGACCGCCGACCUUCUAACACCUCCCAUUACGAUAACAUCUGGGAAGCGGAAGACCAAUCUGUGGAGAGACUGUUGGAGAUGGUCCCCACAUUGCCACAAAACUCAUACUUGGGUCAUAAGAAGCCCACACUUCCCCUUCCUGCAGAAGAUGCCUUGUCUCUAUCUCUACCGCCCCCGUCCAUGUUCUUCUACUCUCCAGACUCUUUGCCCCUACCUCCUCCUCAAACUCCAUGCAUUGAGGAGUCCAACAGUUGGGCGACUCCAGACUGUGUUUUCCCCCAGCCGCCAGGCAGCUUCGCAGACAGACCUUUCCUUGUACCUUCAGUCCCGUCCAAUCACAUGCUUCUAAACCAGACUGUAUAAGACGGGUCAAUCAUGACUCCCAAGACUACUGCCCCAACCAAGCAGCAAUAGUUUCUCCUGUACACUCUGAUUCAGACUUCUACCGAAUGCACGUUCCAAGUCAUUUGUUGUUGUAAUAGACAAUUCUCUCCUGCUAAAGCAAGACUCCUUUAUACCAGUGUUACAGUGACCUGAAGGUGUGGUUCUUCUUAUGGCCUUUUGUAAAAUUCUGUUUGUCAAAACUGUAUAUACCUUCGUCAUAAGUUAAUUCUGUAUAUUUUCUCAUAUGAAAAUGACUUUUAAUAGGUAAUGAGCUUCCACAUGACUCCAGUCAGCAUUGCCAAAAACAUUGCACUCUAUGGAGUAAAGCGGCAGCUUCACUGUUACCCCCGGGACCUUGUUGCACUUCCGCCAAGCGUUAUAAUGCGCUGUUCAACAUUCAAACAAUUUCAGCUUUGACCCUGUUGCUGCAGACCUUUAGAAGUGACAGCCAAUGUUUACAAGACAAUUCAGAAGACGUAUCGAUGCCAGUGCUAAAAUCAAAAGAGGUUCGCUGUAACACUUUUCAUGUGGCUUUCAGGCAGCACUUGAUGCCGCAGUUGAGCGGUGCAUUGACACCCCAACUCUAGUCAUGUGGAAGCUCCAAUAAGCUUUGUGAUAAGAAAUGAACUUUUUUGCAGCUUGUAGAUCUUAUGUUGCAAUAACGGUAAGGGGUUUCUACAUCACUUGUUACGUGGCAACACCAAUGUCAACAUGCUGACGAACACCAGAUGAAAUGUGUUGCACCACUCAACACCAGAUGAAACCUGCUGCAGAGAACAUCUUGUUUUGAUUUUAGUGCUGCUACAGUCAAUAAUCAUCUGAAAUGUCUAGUAAUCAUUGGCUUCAGCUUCAAAAUGUCAGAAAGGUUAAAGUUAAAAUUCUUGAACUUGAGCACUGUUUUACACCUCUAAUGCUUCACUCCGUAGAGCUCAAUGUAUUUUGCAAUGUUGACGCAAGUCAUGUGGAAGCUGCUUUAUACCACAGAUCAAAAUGGGUUGCUUGUUUGUGUUUUUAUGAGUGUGUCUCAUGUAAAUUUGUUGCGUUGAAAAUCCCUUUUCCAGAAUGAAGCAUCUUGUUUUUAUCAGUGUCACGAUUUAUUGAUGACAAGUUAGGUAACCAAUUAUCUGGAGAGUCUUGAUGUGGGUUAAGGAGGUCAAGACCAUGGCAGUAAAUAUCAUCACUCUUUUUAAAUGGUGCUUUAACAUAGGUAAUGUCGUUUUAAAGGGAUUGUGAGAGUUGAGACAACACUGGUCCUUGGGUCACAUAUCAGAGGACAAGUACAACCUUGGAUUGGAUUUCAAUUUGAGGGAUAGAGCUUGAUUUGACCCCGUUUCUAUCAUCUCUGUCAUAUGUUGAGUGGGUUGGUUUUAUAUCUUAUGGGAAUUGUGUGUGUUUCUUUUGAAACUUGGUUACAUUUGGAAAAUAUACUGAUGCAUGUACAUUAUUCACAUAUGUAAAAGAAUCAUUGUAUCAACAUAUUUUGGAAAUGCGAAUAAGAAAUGUACCACACUGACAUGAGUAGGCAUGGUUAUAAUAACUUAAGUAUUUAUAUUUUUAAAGAUCCUAGUAUUUCAACAGGAAAUCUUAAGAGGAAAUUCCUUCAGUUUAAAGUCUGUGUUAUUCUGUCCUGUAGUGCCACCGUGUGAUUGACAAUGAUGAUGCAUAGCUUGUUCAAUGCAUGAUCUAGAGGGAGAUUGUAUCCAAGUGAAGAAAAUCUACAUUUAAGUACAUUUUAUAGGUUUAUUAUGUUAUUGUAUAGAGAACAUUAUUGUUUUGCACUGUCAUUUGGAUUAAUAUCUGAUAUUUAAGUGCUUCUUAUAUUGUGCUUCUCAGGAUAAAUGGUUUCCUUGUUUUAUCUUCAGAAUGGAGACUGUGGGUCAAACACAGUUUUUAAUUUUCUUGGUUGUGAUGCUCAUUUGACAUUUAAGAACAACUGCUUAUAGAGUA
Myxocyprinus asiaticus (Chinese sucker) is the source of this 4427-nucleotide messenger RNA. RefSeq names its product USP6 N-terminal-like protein. Bases 339 to 2459 code for a protein of 706 amino acids. Lineage: Eukaryota; Metazoa; Chordata; Actinopteri; Cypriniformes; Catostomidae. The record is from RefSeq and is a predicted model, not a curated record. The transcript is spliced from 14 exons.